AUGGAUUUUGAAGCUGAAGUUUCCGAGUUUGAUGACCUGGUUCAGAAAAUGGAUUCCCUCCGUCGCCAGUUCCCGAAGGAAUGUCACCGUGCCAUUUUGGGCUUGAGUGAGCUGAAAGACCUGGGUGAAGCCAUGGGCGCCUUGAUAGACACCUUUGGUUCAGAUGCUUGCGUCUUUGCACUUCUCGUGGUACAAAAAAACUUUGGACCACAUCAGGGCGGAAACUUUGUCAAUAUUGGUAGUUAUAAGCAGCAGGAAAACGAGAUUCUCGACAUAUUGGCAAGGCUAUAUUGCAACGCGAAGUCGUUCCGUGGUGAAUUAAGGGUGAAAACUGAAGCGUUGCCCUUGUCACCAAUCGUACAAAAGGCCGUGACAUGCACCUUACAAAAGAACGAGCAAUUGAAAAGAGAAACCAAAGGCAUUGGCUUCGUUUCAUGCUUAUGCAUAAGCAACCUCCUAUCAAACGCACGAGUGAGAGAGCUGUUGGAUCAAUUUUCAUUCAGCGGGCUGUUCAGCGAACUUUUCCUCUGCAUCAAUGCUUUUCAAUACUUUGGGAUCGUGCGCCAUGACGAAGACGAUGGUGAGGAAGCUUCCGUCGAAGAUAUUGAUAGAGUGCUCCGCAUAUUACGAGAGGGAUCAGUAGAAGUGCUUCGAUGCUCAGCGGGAAGCGUACCUGUCGAGUUUACUCGUGGACUGAUCGAUAUAUUGAAAAAUGGACGCAUUCGUAAGCUUCAUUUCGAAUCAUUUUCAUGGAAUGAUGUAGAUGAUUCUGUGAGACAUUUGUGCACUGGUCUGAAGGCAUACAAGCAAACCAUCGAAUCAGAAGAUAAUGAAAUCGAUGGUCCUGGCCUAGAGUUUGUCGAAUUGAAAGAAAACAAUGGUCUCCCCGGGUGGAGAAGAGGGAAUGCCUGCAGUAUCGUCAAGGCGCUUGAAGGAAUUUCAUCACUUCGCCAUCUUCGUCUCCUCCUAGAUUCGGAAACAACCAAUGCAGUGAUUCAAUCAUUAUCCAAAGAUUUGUUGCUGCAUCCUCAAUGCAAGCUGAAAGAAUUAACUUUAGGGGGGAAAGGGAUUACAGCCGACGAUAGCGAAAGCUCGGAUGCGGCAUUGGCUGAAUUCUGUGAAGCCAUUGCGCAUUGCGGUUCGAUUCGAGCACUGAGGAUUUCUUGUUUGCCAUUUGAUAUCUCGAAACUAUCUGUAUUGUUCGACCAUAUGGCUUCUCCUGGCUGUCUCAUCGAACAAUUUCAUGUUGAAUGGACUGGAUUGGCCUUUACGCCCGACGAUAUUGCUGUCCUUGCAAAGUCUUUUGAGAAUACGAACCCAAAGCAUUCGCAACCUUCCCGUGUUCGACGUAUAUCGAGUCAUUGUGGGACGACACUUGUGAUGAACCAAGAAAGAUUUCGGCGAGAAGAAAGGUUUCGACAAAACCUGCAAACGAAUCUUACCUUGCUAAGGGACAAACUCCCAUAUCUCAUCUCAUGUGAGCCAUUUUCCUAUUGCUCCCUUCGGCACCACUUCCCCUGUGACGAUAAUACUCCAGGUUUUAUCAUUUCCAAUUUUGAUAUCAUUCAACAGAUUGGCCUUUGGGAAGAGCGCAAUCGAUGUGGGCGAGCCUUGCUGCUCGAAUCAGUGGCACCCACCGUCCCCACUGGAUUUUGGCCCACAGUCCUGGAAAGUGCUGACAAAAAGGCUUCUAUUCUCAACGACAAAGGGCCGUCUGUUGACGGAAUUCACUACUUGGUACAAGGUCUAAUCGCAGCUAAUGUAAUUAGUGGGGAUUCAUGGGGGUCAGCGGAAGGAAGACCACAGGAGGCAACCGAUUUAGUGCAACAUCGAAAAGAGGAGGGAAGUCGCCUCAAACGGCAACGAACUAGCUAG
Messenger RNA from Cylindrotheca closterium, 1875 nucleotides. Lineage: Eukaryota; Bacillariophyta; Bacillariophyceae; Bacillariales; Bacillariaceae. The record is from the annotation of a GenBank genome assembly.